AUGACCUGGGUUUAUUCCAGACCAAAAAAAAUGAUACAUUUUGUCGAGCAAACGAGCGAGGGCGAGAUGUCAGCUGUCAAUCGACAAAUCGUUGCCAUAGUUGGUGAUCAGUUUUACGUGCUUACAAAUCGAUUAAUGGAUGCUAUUGGUAAUGACAGUACGACGUCCGUUUUCCAUUUGGAUACUAAAUAUUACCAAGCUCAUGUAGGAGUUCGUCAGUUCCGUACCGGUACCGAUCUCUUGAAGGUGAAGAGACAGGAGCCUGAUCUUAUGAUCGGUGCGAUAAUUCUCAAGCUUGGUACGAAGAAGGACCUAGAAAUUAUGGAAAGCGUGGUGAACAGAAUCGACUGCGAUUCACAUGUCUUGGUGGUUGAUCACUGUAUGCACGACGAUUUGAAUUUCGCUCAGUCAUGGGCUCACAGCUUCAGAUUUGAGCUAGUUAUCCUGAACCCUGACCCGAGUCAACGAGAAGAAGCGAAGUCGUUGAGCGAAAAAUGCGGCAUUGCAAGAGUGGUGGAAGUGAUGGAAAACGUCCCGUGGGAACUCAAAAAAGACAAUUUCAAAAAGGUUACGGGAAAACAGGGAUUGGAUCGUUUACUAGCGAUUAUUGAAACUAUGAGUGAAAGCAGUGAAGAUUCAGAACUGGAGCCGGAUGAGGAAGAUAAAGACCCAGCGAAACGUGCAGACAAUGCAGCCGCACUUCUUUCCAAGAUUGUUGAUCUCGACAUAAAGGAGAAGGAUGACGUCAGUGAUAAGAAAAAUCAAUAG
Molecule: messenger RNA, 768 nt
Organism: Cooperia oncophora
Lineage: Eukaryota; Metazoa; Nematoda; Chromadorea; Rhabditida; Trichostrongylidae
Source: the annotation of a GenBank genome assembly